Electrophorus electricus (electric eel) is the source of this 1511-nucleotide messenger RNA. It is a transcript of the gene tmem33, whose product is annotated as transmembrane protein 33. Gene Ontology annotation, cellular component: endoplasmic reticulum; membrane. NCBI's taxonomy places the organism in Eukaryota, Metazoa, Chordata, Actinopteri, Gymnotiformes, Gymnotidae. Gene Ontology annotation, biological process: endoplasmic reticulum tubular network organization; membrane organization. The record is from RefSeq and is a predicted model, not a curated record.
CCUAAGAUCAGCUGAUCAGGUCUGGUGCGUUUCCUGUGCAUCCCACCCAUUGAUAAACGUCUUAGAGUCGCUGGGCUGUGUUUUUUUGGUUUCUCAUAACAAGCGAUCAAGAAGAUACUACAGACAGGGUAAGGACUGAGGCAUUUUUUAUAAAAGAUGGCUGAGACAGAAGAGCGGACUCCCCCUCAGAUUGGGCCUGCGCAAUUCUUACUGAGUAACAAACUGGAAACAGCUAUGUGGCUGUCGCGUCUCUUCACCGUCUACUGCUCCAUCAUGUUCAUUCUUCCUCUGCUUGGGCCUCUGGCAGCUGCUAAUUUCUAUCAGAGGGCUUUGUUGGCAAACGCCUUGACCAGCGCGCUGCGCCUGCACCAGAGGCUGCCUCGCUUCCAGCUCAGCCGAGCCUUUCUGACUCAGGCUUUGCAAGAGGACAGCUGCCAUUAUCUCCUGUACUCACUCAUCCUAGUCAACUCCUACCCCAUCACCAUGAGCAUAUUCCCUGUUUUCCUAUUCUCGCUACUUCAUGCCACCACUUAUACUAAGAAAGUUCUUGAUACAAUGGGACCUAACAGUCUCCAGUUUGUGAGGAACUUUCUAAACAAGCUCACAGCCAAUCAGCAGAACAUCCUCAAGUUCAUUGCCUGCAAUGAGAUCUUCCUGAUGCCUGCCACUGUCUUCAUGCUCUUCAGUGGCCAGGGCAGUUUGCUGCAGCCCUUCAUUUAUUACCGCUUUCUCACAUUGCGUUAUGCCUCCAGGCGAAACCCCUACUGUCGGACCCUUUUCACGGAGUUAAGGAUUCUGUUGGAGCACUUUGUGAUGAAGCCUGCCUGCCCUGCCUUCUUCAGGAGAAUGUGCCUCAACAGCAUUGCUUUCAUUAGCCGCCUAGCGCCUACAGGAGUCUAACCACAUCUUGUCUUCACCCUUUCAGUCACCAACAUCCACCCUCCACAAACAUUCACUGUACACACACACACUCCUACAAAGUGACUGGGUAGGAGGGAAUUGAUCCAAGGUAGAUUCCUAAGCAGGCUGACGAAGUCUCUGAAUGGCCGGAAGUAGAUUUUCUACCGAUCUCUUCUCCUGCGUAGAAAGCGGUUCCUAUUUGGGAGUGAUUCCACUGAUCCAAAUGGCUGCAUCUGUACACACAGUGGAAAAGAGCAGCAACAGUAGACUCUAGAUGACAUGUCUUUGCACCCACGUGCAUCAUAAAGUUGGUACAGCUCUUUUCAGUGCUUUGGAAGAAUUAUUUAAAUGGUCAACAUGAAUGUGUUCCUUCUUGGGCUAGGAUUAAUCACAAAAUAUUUAAGCUUGAGUUGGAAUAAAAAAAAUGACAUGCAUGUUAGAUUCUCAUCCAGGGAGAGUUAAAAAAUAUUUCUGUUUUUGGAAUUGUAUGGUAUGGGAUUACUUUAAAUGUGGGUUAAUUUUUAAAACAGUAGCAAGUUGGUUGUGAUGACCUUUUAAACAAUGGGAGAGAAGUUAGUUUGAUCACUUAUUAAAAGACCAAUUAAGUUCAA